Molecule: messenger RNA, 1733 nt
Organism: Setaria italica (foxtail millet)
Lineage: Eukaryota; Viridiplantae; Streptophyta; Magnoliopsida; Poales; Poaceae
Product: protein SHI RELATED SEQUENCE 1
Exons: 2
Coding region: 436-1362 (308 amino acids)
Biological process (GO): positive regulation of DNA-templated transcription
Cellular component (GO): nucleus
Molecular function (GO): DNA binding; DNA-binding transcription factor activity
Source: RefSeq, a predicted model, not a curated record
UCCCCUGUCGCCUCCAUCACUCGCCUCACCACACAAAAAUUAAAGCGACCGCAGCGCUCGCUCACCUCAGCUCCUCUCAGCUGCUGGCCCUGGCCUCCCUCCCCCUCCCCUCCCCUCCCCGUCUCCCUCCUCACGCGCGGACACGCCAAAAUUCUAGGGAACCCCCACUACGCCGCACCCUAGCUACCCCGCUCGCUCACCCUCCCUCCUAGAUCGAUACAGCUCGCCGCACGCACCUCCUGCUGGGCCGCAGGCCGCGCGCGCGCGAGCGAUAGCGCUCACAAUUCGCGCGCGCCACCCCCAUGCGGCGGAUGACCACGCCGGCUCGUCGGCGGCGGAGAGCGGCCCACCACCGCCAGUAGCAGCCGGGCACGGGCGAUCCGGCGCGCGAUCCGCCGCUAGCCGCUGCCCGCGCGGGCCUAUGGAUCUGGCCGCAUGGCGGGCUUCCCUCUAGGCGGCGGCGGAGGAGGAGGAGGACACCACCACGACGGCCGCGGCGACCACCACCACCCCCACGUCAACCCUUCCUCCUCCGGCUCCGAUUCUGCGACUGCCGCGGCAGCCGCCGCGGCCGCCUACCUCUACACGACGGCCGCUGCGGCGCCCCGGGGCGGCGGGUUCCAGCUAUGGCCGCACCACCCGGCGCAGGAGCACCACCACUUCUACGCGCCCAACAUCAUCCGAUUCGCCGAUGACCCCGCCGCCGGCUCCUCGCGUGGCGGGAGGGGCUCCGCCUCCGGCGCCGGCGCGGGGACCAUCAGCUGCCAGGACUGCGGCAACCAGGCCAAAAAGGACUGCGCCCACAUGCGCUGCCGCACCUGCUGCAAGAGCCGGGGCUUCGACUGCCCCACCCACGUCAAGUCCACCUGGGUGCCCGCCGCCAAGCGCCGCGAACGCCAGCAGCAGCUCACCACAAGCGGCGGCGGCGCCGAGCCGUCCAAGCGACCGCGCGACACCCAGCCUUCUUCCACCACCGCCACCACCACUUCCUCCGGAGAGCAGCAGCAGCAGAUGGCGAUGGUGGGAGAGAGGUUCCCGCGGGAGGUGAGCUCGGAGGCGGUGUUCCGCUGCGUGCGGCUGGGCCCGGUCGACGAGGCCGACGCCGAGGUGGCGUACCAGACAAGCGUCAGCAUCGCCGGACACGUCUUCAAGGGCAUCCUGCACGACGUCGGCCCGGACCCGUCGGUCGCGGCGGGCGGCGGCGGAUACCGACACGCCGCCGAGGGGUCCUCCCCGAGCACGGCCGCGGCGGGCGAAGGCAGCGUCGCGGGGCCCGUCUCGUCAUCGGCUGUGGUCAUGGACCCGUACCCGACGCCCGGCCCCUACGGCGGCGCGCCGUUCUUCCACGGCCAUCCGAGGUGAUCAAACGGCCACCUCGCUCCAUUGACGGCACUCAGCUUGCUUCAUCAUUCCUCGCCUUCCAAUCCAUGUCUUGAUAUUUUUCUUAUUUACUUACUAGAAGUACCAUCAUCAUCUCUAAAUUGUCUGUAGAUUUUCCUCUCCUUCAUCUCUUCUCUCUCGUUCUCAAUGAUGCAUAAACUGAUGAGCAGCGCUGGUGUUCAUCGCCGUUUCUUUAGGAUCAUACUACUACUGUAGUAGCUAGGCCAUCAGGUUACUGGAAGUAUAAUGCUUUGGACUAGCUAGGGAGCAGUGUUCAUGAUUAAAAAUUUAAAAUCUCACAUGAUCGACAGUUAGGUAAUCUGGUGCCUUGGGAGAAUGGCAAUCUUGAUUCA